GUGCUUGGGAUUAUGUUGCUUUUUUAAAUUUUAUUUUAUUUUUAGUCUAUUUAAUUUUGAGAGAGAAGCUCAGGAAAUGAUUCCCCAGUAUCUGUACCUGCUUAUCAGGAGAACUUGGCCAGCAGCAGAAACCUUUCCUUCUCCACUAAGGGCCUUUUCCCAGUCAGUUUUGAGGAGGGCUUGACUCUUCUGAGACCUCAUGCCACCUAGAAAGUGCUUUAGGGCAUGGCUUCUCUCUCAUAGCUGCAAAAAAUAUUUACAUUUUAAAGAAUUUCUCAGCUCUUAGCUGGCUGAAAGAAACUCUGAACUUGGCCAUUCUGGUGCCCAGCUGAAGCUUGUCUGAGUGGUCUAGGGUGUUUUCAGAAUAGCGUGGAGAUGGUGGGGAGAGUCUUUUUGCUACUGCUUGACCAACAGAGAAGUUAAACACAAGUACAUCCCAGGGACCAGGACUCUGGGAACUUUUACAAACUGAAGCACUCCAGAAAGAAACCUGACCCUUCAUGAAAACUUGGGAGCUUUCUGGAUGGCUUCAUUGUUUCUUUUCUGGAGUAGUCAGAUUCUGUAUCUGGGUGGGAGGAGAAACAUUGUCCCUGUUCCUGAAGCUGGAGUUUCCUUUGUCUAUUCUGAAAUAAAGGAGGGCCACAGAAAAGGAUGGGGCAUUUCUUAGGGAAAUGAAAUUCUCCCGAUGUACUACAUCCCCACCCCAGAGGUGGGCCCGUAUACUCUUCCCCAUGGUCUACAGGGCUAGCAUCAUUUCUAAGUAUCGAUAAAAACAGCAUUAUGUAGACUUCCCUGGUGGUCCAGUGGUUAAGACUCCACACUUCCACUGCAGUGGGCACGGCUUAGAUCCCUGGUCGGGGAGCUAAGAUCCUGCAUGUCUCACGGUGCGGCCAAAAAACCCAAAAAACAAAACCAAAAAAAAAGCUUUGUGUAUUUCCUUUUCAGCAUAAAUGGACGUCACAGCCCCUGUAGAGUGUGAGGCCUUGAGCACGGAGGUGCUGUUGGGGUAAUCAGACCAGGGCUAUCUCUGUACCCCUAUUUUGCUCACCGCCACCCCCUGUGCUGACAGUGCCCCCACUUAGUGCUUGCUGCCUUUAGGGAACAUCAGAAUCACCUGGAGGCUGGUUAAAACACACACUGGCUGGACCCCACUCAGGAGAUCCUGAGUCACUAGGUCUGGGGUGGGCCGAGAAUUCGCAUCUCCAACACGUUCCCAGGUGAUACUGAUGCCGCUGGUCUGGGGAGCACAGGUUGCGAAGCACUGUGACACCAGGCGUUUCUCCACUUUCUGGAGGCUGUGUUGGGACAGGCAGAUUCUGCUCCUGAUGGCGUGUCUGCCUGGGUGGAAUCUCUUAAUGCUGGAGGAACCUGUAGUUCAAAAGCUGUGGUUCACUGGAGGGAGCCCUAGCCCUGUCUUCUUACCCUGGGGCCUUCUCUCCUGGUCGUUCCCACAGAAGACCAGGGAUGUGGCAUUUGAGGUAGCUGAGGGGGGCAUUCCUCGCCUCCUUGCAAUCCCUUCUCUAUGAUGUUGCAGAAAGCUUUCUGGACCAUGCCACUCUCCUACAGGAGACCCUUCAUAGGCUUGCCAUUGGCCUUAAGAGAAAGUCCAAACUCUCCUAAAAUGACUGCCAGUCUCCCUCUCCGCCUCUGAAAUACUCCUUUUUCUUGUGAACUCACUAUGUUCUUUUUGCUUCCUGGUCACCCAUUUUGCUGUUUCCUCUGCCUGGUAUGCUGGUAGUCUGGCCACCUCUUGCUUAUCAGACCUCAGCUUAGCCAUCACCUGCUCUGGGGAGCUCCCUUUGACCUCUCUGGGGUCAGCUGGUGCCUCUGCAAAGGCUCCAUGUCACCUUGUAUUUUCCUCACUUCAGCUUCUGUCAGCUGCAUCAAGGUCAUGAUUGCCACCCAUUUACUUCUCUGUCUUUGUGGACUGUCGGCUCCCUGAGGGCGGGGAACCCAUGACAUGGUCAUUCACAUGACUCCAGACUUGGCAUGGUGCCUGGCAUAUUGAAGGCCUUCUUGAUCAUUCUGUGAGAUAGCUAUGGCGGGGAGGAAACCAAGACACAGGUAAACUGGGAAGCAGACUCUUGAGUUCACAGCUGGCCUGUGAUUUUUGCAUCUCAUCAAGGAGCUCCUCCUCGUAAAGGUGGCAUUUUUCUGAAGUUGUUCAUUGAGACUUCCCAGCAUUCCUGCAGAUAUAAUAGGUGAGGCUUGCGGCCGCGCGGAGCUGCGACAUGGCAGCAUGACAGCCCCAGAGAGCGCUGCCCCACGACGCCGCCGGGACGAGGGAGCCCCCGAGCAGCGGCCACUGCCGGCCCGGAGCGCCUGAGCCUCCUUCCCGCUCCUUCUCCCACCGCCCGCCGGGCUCGCCUGUACAGUUCACCCCGUGGCCUCCCGACUCCUGACGCCUCGAACAUCAAUAUGUGUCAUGUCAUUGUCACCUGUCGCUCGAUGCUCUGGACCCUCCUGAGUAUUGUGGUGGCGUUUGCCGAGCUCAUUGCCUUCAUGAGCGCAGACUGGCUGGUUGGAAAAGCCAAGCCCCGCGGCAGCGCCGAGCCCGGCGAGCAGGGCGGAGGCUCCCCGGAGCCCCACCACCCCACGCUGGGCAUCUACGCCCGCUGCAUCCGGAACCCCGGCGUGCAGCACUUCCAGCGGGAGACGCUGUGCGGGCCCUACGCCGAGACCUUCGGAGAGAUUGCCAGCGGCUUCUGGCAGGCCACCGCUAUUUUCUUGGCCAUGGGCAUCUUCAUUCUCUGCAUGGUGGCCCUGGUGUCUGUCUUCACCAUGUGUGUGCAGAGCAUCAUGAAGAAAAGUAUUUUCAACGUCUGCGGGCUGCUGCAAGGAAUUGCAGGCCUCUUCCUUAUCCUGGGUUUGAUACUCUACCCUGCUGGCUGGGGCUGCCAGAAGGCCAUAGGCUACUGCGGACACUACGCAUCGGCCUACAAACCCGGAGACUGCUCGUUGGGCUGGGCCUUCUAUACCGCCAUCGGGGGCACAGUCCUCACUUUCAUCUGUGCCGUCUUCUCCGCACAAGCAGAAAUUGCCACCUCCAGUGACAAAGUACAAGAAGAAAUCGAAGAGGGGAAAAAUCUUAUCUGCCUCCUUUAGUUUGGAAGAGACAUCAGUGCCGUUUUCUUGCUUGUGUAACCUUGUGAAACACUUCACUUCUGGUUCUGUCAUUUGAAUCAAGUGAAGAACUCGCCUUUACCUACCGAAGCCACGUUCCACGGCCCUGAGCCUUGCCAGAACCAACGACAGGCAACACCCAGCUGCAGAGUGACUGCACAGGAGGGCCACAGUGCAAACUGUAAGAGAUGGAACAUGAGAAUAGUACAUAAACCCUGACAUGCAGUUAAGUUCUGUCAGACUCCAUCUCCCCCCAAGGCUCAAUGAAGGAUGAUGAUCUAAACCAUUAAAGCAGCAGUUUCUCUGGUAACAGAAGAGACCAUUGGCCAGAUUUGCAAGCUGUUUAGAGACGUUUCUGCACAGGUUGCGUGCCUGUGAGCAUCUCUGCCUCAGAGUGAGGUUUGGGGGUUGGUGCUUUUGUUUCCUCCUAGUUCUUUCAAACUGUCUCAGGUAGAGACUACAAUGAAGAGUGCACACCCACCGGGGAGAGGAUGUGUGCUAAAGGGCCGAGCAAGACACUGUCUGUUGCUUAGCUGACCCGAGGGGUCAGCAGGGACGGUGUGGAAUUCUGUGGUGGGACUUAUUCUAGGCUGAAUUCCGGAGUCAGGCGGAUCAAUUGAUCUGUCGCUCCAAGAGUUUAGAAAUUUGAGUAAAGGAAGAAUAAGCACCUGUCCAGUCAUGAGAAUAAAAGUACAAAAUCCUGCUAGUGGAGACAAAUUCAUUCCACUCCCCAGCAGCCAGGCUAGCACCAGUGCUGGCCAAGUCUCCUCUUCCACUGGAGAUCACACGUUGUUCUUCUAGGGCUAGGACUGCGCUUUGACUGCCAAAGGAAACCUCACUCUGUUUCCUGAUUCCAGAGACAGAGGUCUCCGAGCCAGCUGUGGCUCAUUCAUCUGGUGACUGGGAGCCCUUGCCAGAAUCUCAGCACUUGCAGGGAGACCUUUUCCCACUGUGUGGUAACCGUGCUGUAUUCAGCUGUAUUCCCACCUCCCAGCAGCAGCAGGAUGGCAUUCUGUGCAGAAAAAGGAGCUAGAGACGGGAGUUAAGUUUUUCUAGUUACUGGUGUUGGUCCUGGAAAGCAGACUGAAAUAACAUUAAAUUGCUCUAACUGGUGAGUUACAUCAAAGGCUUCAUUCUCAGGAAAGCACAGAGUAGAUAGAAAGUUAAUGCAGAAUGAGAGCUAGACCAAGCUCAUAGCACCUGCCUAUACCUGUUUACAAAAUGAAUGAAACACCACUAUUAAAAAGGAUUCAGGGGCUUUUAAUCUAGUUUCUAUAAAUCACCAACAUAACUGAUUCAGGAAAAUGAUAUUAGCCAUCACUUCAAACUUACUUUGGAACGAUCAAAGUGACCAGAAAGAACCUAGUCUGGUAUUAUCCUGAGCUUCAGAAUUGCAGAAUGCAAUAGAAACACUUUCUUCGUAACUUAAGCAAAUGGAGUGGACCUGCCAAAUUUCUGGAAGGACUAAAAGGACGGGUCUCUUUAGGCUUAUGAAUCUGCUUACUUGAGGGCUUGCUUUGUUUUGAAAAUUUAACAAAUAACUAUGAACCUUGUUUGGGCAAGGUAUUGUGUGCUAAGCCCCACCAGGCAUAGAACCCUGAUUCAGAUUUUACAACCCUGCCCUGAGUAAAUCAUCUUAAAGCUGUGCGAGUCUAAAACCAUGCCUUGCUGCAGAACAAGUAAUUGCUUUAGUUGUUUCAUUCCAAUUUAAUUCCAUUCUAGCCUUCGGCCUGUACCAGAAACCAUUUUAUCACAGAUAAUGAGGUAAAGGGCAGGAAGGCAGGGACAUGGAACCAGGUCUUCAUGAGCUCACCAUUCUUAGACCAAAGUUCAGAGUAAAAACAAGAUGUACAUCUGUGACUUCAAGGGGUAAAUAUGUAUCCUCAUAGCAGCCUGUCGUAAGGGCUCAGGACACAAACAAUAACUGACGCCACACAGAAAUAAUAGGUUAUGGCAGCCACUGGACAGAACUCCUGUCCCUUACUGUGCAUCUGUAUGCUCUAACCAAGUCCUGAUGCCAUCACAGUCAUUGCUUUUUAACCCUUGGCAAUAAUUUUCAUUAAAAAAAAAAAAAGCAACUCCCUCCAUCAGGCAAAUAAUUUAA
This is a messenger RNA of Kogia breviceps (pygmy sperm whale), 5227 nucleotides long. NCBI's taxonomy places the organism in Eukaryota, Metazoa, Chordata, Mammalia, Artiodactyla, Physeteridae. The record is from RefSeq and is a predicted model, not a curated record.